Candidula unifasciata is the source of this 477-nucleotide messenger RNA. Lineage: Eukaryota; Metazoa; Mollusca; Gastropoda; Stylommatophora; Geomitridae. The record is from the annotation of a GenBank genome assembly.
AUGGCAGCGUCCCUGGUCUUAAACUCCACGGGGAAGAGUUGCAAGUUGCAGUGUAUGUUUCUGUCAUUCCAGAAAGCAAGUUUUCAGCGGUUGUUGUAUUCAGCCCAGAGAUAUCGCUCCAGUCAGAACAACAGCAGUGAUCCAAAGAGUGAAAAACCACAGGCAGAAACGCAGACACUUGACCCAGUGAAAGGAAAGAUAUGUGAUAAGAAACCUAUGAACGUUUUACUAGAGGCAGGAAAGAAGUAUUUAUACUGUACUUGUGGUUACAGUAAAAAUCAGCCCUUCUGUGAUAGCUCUCACAAGGCACCCAAUUUUGUGGCUAACCGACCGCAUCACAGUAGAUAUCGACCUUUACCUUUCACCGUAGAAGAAACGAAGGAAUACCGGCUGUGCCUCUGCAAGCAGUCAAACAAUCGGCCAUUUUGUGAUGGGACACACAAACGACCAGACAUCCAAACUGCUGUUCUAUCAUAA